Molecule: messenger RNA, 2497 nt
Organism: Daucus carota subsp. sativus
Lineage: Eukaryota; Viridiplantae; Streptophyta; Magnoliopsida; Apiales; Apiaceae
Product: acyl-coenzyme A oxidase 2, peroxisomal
Exons: 7
Coding region: 112-2217 (701 amino acids)
Biological process (GO): fatty acid beta-oxidation using acyl-CoA oxidase; lipid homeostasis
Cellular component (GO): peroxisome
Molecular function (GO): fatty acid binding; FAD binding; acyl-CoA oxidase activity
Source: RefSeq, a predicted model, not a curated record
AACCAAACCAAUUUUCCAACCAAUCACAAACAGCCACGCGUCCUUUCACCAAACCCAGUCGUGUUUCUAUAAAACAACCCCAACUAAACCCUCCAGCUUUCCAUAAUUCCAAUGGAUCCCUCAAGACUUCAAUCGCACGUAUCCCAUCCAACGGCUGAAAAUGAACAAGACAACAAUCACCCCCUCAUCAACCGGAGAAUCCAACGGCUCACCUUGCACCUCAACCCCACAGAGGCCCCACCACCACCGAGCUCAAACCAGCAGCUGCAGCUACUAACAUGCGCAGCAAGAGGAAAGCUUAACGUGAGCACCCCCCAUCUGUCUAUGUACAUGAGAGGCAAGUACAGAAAUGAACAGCAAAAGGUGUACGAUUUUUUCGAGUCGAGGCCUGAUCUUCAAACGCCGGUUGAAAUAUCGAAAGAUGAGCAUAGGGAGCUGUGCAUGAGGCAGCUGCUUGCGAUGGUGAGAGAAGGCGGGAUUAGACCAUUCAAGUAUGUUGUUGAAGAGCCUGGGAGGUAUUUUGCUAUUGCUGAAGCUGCUGGCAUUCUUGAUGUCUCGUUCGGUGUCAAGCUUGGAGUUCAAUACAGUCUUUGGGGAGGUUCUGUACUAAAUUUGGGAACCAAAAAACAUAGGGACAAGUACUUCAAUGGGAUUGACAGUGUUGAGUAUCCUGGUUGUUUUGCUAUGACAGAGCUCCAUCACGGCUCAAAUGUACAAGGCCUGGAAACUGUUGCAACAUUUGAUCUACUUACAGAUGAAUUUGUUAUCGACACACCCCAUGAUGGGGCCAUUAAAUGGUGGAUUGGCAAUGCUGCCGUACAUGGAAAGUUUGCUACUGUUUUUGCCAAGCUGAUGUUACCAACUCAUGAUACAAAGGGUGUUACUGAUAUGGGUGUUCAUGCCUUCAUUGUUCCAAUAAGGGAUAUGACUACCCAUGAAACACUUCCAGGAGUUGAGAUACAGGAUUGUGGCCACAAGGUUGGUCUGAAUGGGGUGGAUAAUGGGGCAUUAAGAUUCCGUUCAGUGAGAAUACCACGUAAUAAUCUUCUUAAUCGAUUUGGAGAUGUUUCACGGGAUGGGAAAUAUACAAGUAGUCUUCCAACUAUUAGUAAACGAUUUGCUGCCACAUUGGGUGAACUUGUAGGUGGACGGGUAGGUCUUGCCUAUUCCUCCGUUGGUAUCCUGAAAAUUGCUGUCACAAUUGCUAUCCGAUAUGCUCUACUCCGUCAGCAGUUUGGACCACCUAAGCAAGCUGAAAUUAGCAUUCUUGACUACCAGUCUCAUCAGCAUAAGCUUAUGCCAAUGCUGGCUUCAACUUAUGCAUUUCAUUUUGCUACAACUAAUUUGGUUGCAAAAUAUUCUGAGAUGAAGAAGACUCAGGAUGAAGAAUUGGUGGCGGAUGUCCAUGCUCUCUCGGCUGGACUCAAGGCAUAUGUGACUACAUAUACAGCAAAGUCUUUGAGUACUUGUAGGGAAGCUUGUGGAGGCCAUGGCUAUGCUGCUGUAAAUCGGUUUGGUAGCUUGAGAAAUGAUCAUGACAUUUUUCAGACAUUUGAAGGGGACAAUACAGUGCUUCUUCAGCAGGUUGCAGCAGACCUUCUAAAGCAGUACCAGAAAAAAUUCCAAGGUGGAACGCUUGCGGUUACAUGGAACUAUUUAAGAGAGUCGAUGAGCACUUAUAUGUCUCAGCCAAAUCCGGUAACCUCUAGAUGGGAAGGUGAAGAUCAUCUACGCGAUUCUACAUUCCAGUUGGAUGCCUUUAGGUAUCGGACAUCUCGAUUGCUACAUAGUGCUGCUAUGCGACUUCAGAAACAUACCAAGACUCUUGGUAGUUUUGGUGCAUGGAAUAGAUGUUUAAAUCACCUUCUGACGCUUGCAGAGUCCCACAUUGAAUCUGUCAUCCUCGAAACGUUUAUCAAAGCCGUAAAGAACUGCCCUGAUCCGAGUUCAAGAGCUGCUUUGAAACUUGUUUGUGAUCUUUACGCAAUGGAUAGAAUCUGGAACGACAUUGGGACAUACCGCAAUGUCGACUAUGUUGCUCCCAAUAAAGCCAAGGCAAUACACAAGUUGACGGAAUAUCUAAGCUUUCAAGUGAGGAACGUAGCAAGAGAACUUGUGGAUGCCUUCGAUAUUCCUGAUUUUGUCAUAAGGGCGCCUAUCGGAAAACAGACUCCUGUUGAAGUUUAUUCAGAGUACAGACAACACAUUGGGUUCUAAAUGUCUAGCAAAAUUUUGGAGUGCUUUGGAUAUGUGUUGCGACGAGUUCGCAUGUUUCAAUUCAAGAAACAGGUAGGGUUCUAGUUACUGAAAAAAAUCGAGAUUUGUUAAGUGUUCUUGCAAUAAUUUUACUACCAAAGGUAGAGUGAUGUUCUGGUAUUCAUUUCAAGGAUUCUUUCGGAGGAAAGAGAUAAAGUCUCCGUCUUUGUAUUUCUUUAUUUUUGCUAACAGAGUAAAUAAAAUUGGGGACCUCAGUACCAGAGGAACAGGUUAUUGAUGA